GACAAUUGCUUGGAAUCGCUAAACAUAUGUUGUGCAAUGUCGGCCGAGUUGCCCGAAAACCUUCAAGUUAUAAAAUUGGAAUCAUCAGCUGCGUUGGGAAAGUGCAACAUCAAGGAGCGCUUAAAUCUACACGUAAAACGACGCUUGCAACAGGAAGUUCCAGAAACUUUGCACAAUGAAUCUGGGUUAAUCACCAUAGCCAAUAAACGCAGCAGGGUAACACCUAUGCCAACAGUAAGGGAAAUACAGAAACUACGGAAACCUUACCAAAAACGUGUAGAACGCUUGAAAACAGAACCAAACAGCAAGAGUAAAAGAGCGCAAAUUGCAAUUCUUUCUUCCUCAGCAGUGGACUUGGAGACAUUUGACGAACCGGCAGAUCAUGAAGCUGAAUCUAUAGAUUCGAAAAAUUUAUGUCGAGAAAGAUACAAAAAUGCAGAUAUACUUAAUAUAGUAUUAAGUAAAAAGAAACAAGCCUUGAUGAAUGAUCCACAGGUUCAAAUGUUUUGGUCUGAAAUGAUGUCGGCCCUCAGAAGCUAACUUGUAUCGACCAAACACUGAUUAUUCAACUUACCUUGUUGAGGUGAAAAUAUUGGAAGCUUUACUUUUUCAACACAUAAUAACAACCCUUAGAUUUGUGUGUACUCUCUUUGCGCAUGCUCUGCGAAAUCUCUUCAAACUGGUCGUUUUUAACCGUUUUCUAACCGUUUACCGCCUAUUGCUCACAUACAAAAGUUGUACAGGGCCGCCGCUUAGAAAGAACAUUGUCUUUUUUGGGGUUGCAACGUAUUGUGAUUUUGCGUCGCGUAUUCUGUGUGCUUCAGAGCAGUAAAAUGUAAAAAAAAAGAAAAAUAAUUACAAACUAAAUAAAUAUAAAUAAAUUAAAUAUAUUUAAUUAUUUAAAUGCUAACUUUUCAUUUGUGGAAAUACUGAUUUUAAGUUCUUGACUUUGUUAUUAGAUAACUUAUUUCUCUGUGCAUCAUGACGCUUGCUAUCGAUUUAACAAAUUUUUGCUCUUUUGCUGUUUCCUUUGGGACGCGUAUUCUCUCAAUCGUGUACUUUUCACCACCUCGCAGCUCUUUCACCCAUCCGUAAUUCGUAGCGUUUUAACUUUGUGUCUCGUCCUUGCCGUUUGCAUAAAAGUGGUUCACAUGGCAAACUCACCCACAGCAGCUCACUCAGCUCACUGAGCCCUUCUCAAUGCUUUUCGCUUUCAUUUCGGUUUGGAAUCAACCUGAAUAGGCCUUUCUCGGCAUUUACUCAGUUCAUUCAAAGGCUAUUUCAAUUGAUAGAAACUCGCAAAGACGAGAAGUUGUCAUACUCGAAAUAUAUUUUCGCCUCUUAUGUAAAUAUUAAAAAAAAAGUUUUUCAAAUCCUUUUGUAAAUAUUUUCAUUUAAUCACAUGACAUAGAUAUUAACUAUAAAAACAAAAGUAUUAUAUAAGCGUGGAAAUUCUGUGAUACUGCAAGUUACUCCGAAAUAAAAGUGCAAAA
Drosophila sulfurigaster albostrigata is the source of this 1493-nucleotide messenger RNA. RefSeq lists its product as uncharacterized. The record is from RefSeq and is a predicted model, not a curated record. The transcript has 2 exons. Lineage: Eukaryota; Metazoa; Arthropoda; Insecta; Diptera; Drosophilidae. Bases 37 to 540 code for a protein of 167 amino acids.